This is a messenger RNA of Suillus fuscotomentosus, 630 nucleotides long. RefSeq lists its product as uncharacterized. Lineage: Eukaryota; Fungi; Basidiomycota; Agaricomycetes; Boletales; Suillaceae. The record is from RefSeq and is a predicted model, not a curated record. The transcript has 3 exons. Bases 1 to 630 code for a protein of 209 amino acids.
AUGUCAUCUGACUGUGACACCCUUAGCAACGACUCCCGCCCCAGCGACUUCAAUGAUGGGCUUGAGGCAAUCUUAGCGAACGCUGACUUAUUUGAGAACCAUUCAAACAGGUCUACUCCAGAAAGUCACCAGGGAUGCACUAGGCAUCCUGGCCAUGGGCAAGGUGCUCCAGUAUAUUCAUGUGGAUGCUAUAAGCAUGAUACGCUAUCCGGAGGGUUCGAACCUGAUGACUGGCCUCCUAACAAUGAGCAGGCGUUUCAGCUUGUAGAUGAAUUUCAACUUGGAGCUGAACAGCACGAACAACCAGAGCCACAGCUAGAAGCUCCAAGUCAAGAUGGUCUUGAAGACACUGAUGAAUCUCAUCGAAAGCGAAAAAGAUCUGAAGAUAAUGGUACCCCAUGCAACUUAGGCCGUGACGUUACUAACGCACGAGCAACGUCAGUACCUAUCAUCGAACUUCCGCCUGAGAAACGCAGGAAGAUCGGAAUAUUUGAAGGCGGAUUGGUGGCGAAGGUCAUGCAGGAAGUUGUGGGAGUGCGUGAGGCUAUGAGUAGGAUCGAAACAAUCAUCAACAGGCAAAAUGAAGUUCUUCAUGAAAUCUGUAACGCUAUUGAAAACCAUGGGAUGUGA